UUGGGGACGACUGCCACGGGCAGUCAAAUAGAGUCCUUUAGAUCCGACUACGAGUACGACUACCAGUACGAGUUUACUGUUUUUGAAGAGCUGCGCAUGCGUCAUGACCGUGACAACAUCACGCAAGUGAACAAACUCGUUGUCCACUUUUCGUCGCCGACAACUUUUUUCUGAAAAGUGGUAGUGGGGACUACGAGAUUUUGAAGGUACGUUUGUUUCUUUGGCCUAAGGUGAAAAGAGUUGGUUUGUUAAAUGCACCUAGUGAAGCGGUGAAGAAAGUUUUAAUUACAAACGUUUGUCACAUUUGGCAACGGAAAUGACAAACCUUUACAGACGCUCUUUACAGCUUACUUUAGCCAAUGUAGCUUCCCCUUUCUAAGAAAAAUACCUUGCAUUCUAUAAAGCCAUAUUAAAUUAUCGUACCGCGGUGAGGACGAUGAACAUGUGAUCGGGAGAAAAAAAUCUUGAAUUACGCAAACGUGGUCGUUCUUUUUCUUCAGGCAGAAUUGCUCUAAGAUUUUCUGGACCUAUAAGCUUAUUUAAACGAUUCGGUAAUUUUCUUCCGAAAGAUGAACUUUAAAUUUUUAUUCAUAAAGGUUCUGGCGAAUCCACCAGUUUUUAAACUCUUACGGGCUUCAAACGUAGUUUCUUUCAAUUAAGGUGAUAUUUUAGUUAUCAGAAGGUCGUUUUCAUUUUUUCGCCUCUAGAGUUUACCUAAAGAAAAUAAUUUUUCACUGAGUUAUUAAAUAAGGUAAUGCUCUUGAAACAAAACUUGAGCUAUUUCUUAUAUUAAAGGUCAUAUAAGUUAAGCAUAACUUAUUGAUUAAGGUGGCUCCGUCAUUAAUACAGGCGCAUUUAACUGUUACGAAGUUUUCGUCCUAACGUUUUUGCUUUUAACGUGAUGGCUGAGAAACUUUGCAAAGAACAACAGAUAUCAUUCGGCAAUAGUACGAAAUAUUCCGAUUUCGUUGAUGGCAAAUAUAUUUUGCUAAAUUAGCGCUCAAAAGGACCCUACUGUUCAAAGAAAAUUGCGUCUAGUAAAAAACAUUUGCUGAUAUUUUUUACUGAAAUUUCUGGUAUCGGCUUUAAUUGAUAUAAUAUUAAAAUAUGCUAGAGGAAUUUCAGAAAAAUCGUUGGAGCAGAAGUCCGUGACUAAAAGUCGUCCAAAUUUAGCUGUGAAAUUGUUUUGGAAUUUCAAGAAUAAAUUGCUCUCAGGUAGAAGGAGACACCAGUUUGAAUUUUCGGGACAAGUGAAUUCAAGUUUGCUAAUUCUUAAAGCAAAAGCCGAUUGCCUAUCGUGCUAUUCUUUAAAAGGUACUUUUUAGACCCUGUUUACAUGGAGUGGGGGACCCCGGUCCAGGGUGAAAAGAAAAUCAUUUUUACAGCUUGCCAUUCGGGCAAGCUGAAGCUAGCAUUUACUAGCCCAGACGUCAUUUCAACUAGCCCCAAAAACUUUUUGUUCUUCUGUUAUUCAAAUUCCUCAUAAAACAUCACUUGCCCGUCGGGCAAGUUAAAAACAGAAUUCACUAGCCCGAUAGCAAAAUCCACUAGCCCCGGGCUAUCGGACACUACUUUCUUUGCACGCUGCCGGUCUAGUGGGGUAGGUUUCUUUUGUUUUGUGUCCCCCAGAGCGUGAAAAGAAAAGAAACCAACCCCACUAGACCGGGGUCCCCCACUCCAUGUAAACAGGCCCUUAGUUUUAUAAGCACUAUAAAUUGCUCCAAUUCUUGCUCUGAAGUAGAAUGACUUGUUUCUUGACAUUUUUGAAAUAUCCCUUGGAAGUUUUGGCUCAAACUCCUGCUACAUGCAUUUUGAUGUAUUGCAAUGCAUUUUCAUUGUUUUUACUGCCGUUCGUUGCUUCCAACUCAGGAAAGAGGUAUUGAGAUUGGACGCUACCUCGUAUCAGAGCUCAGAUAGAACUGUUCAGUACCUUUGUUUAUGACUAUAAAAUGAGCACGAUUGGCAGUUCUGCAAAGAAUUUCGCACCUCACCCAGGGGGGACGAUCGACAAUGAUGCCCAUACCUGUGAACCGAAUCACAUCCCAGUGCAAAAUAAAAUUAUCGCAAAAAUACUGCCCGUGAAUAAAUUUACAACUCUGAAAUUUUUGUCACUCCUUCCUUCAAUGAAUGGGUGGUUUUUUUCUUGAUUAUCAUGUUUUGCUCUGCAAUACAUGUUUAUACAGAUCGGUUCGCAGAGAUGGGCAUCAUUGCCGUUCAUCCCCCCUGGCUGAGGUGCGAAUUCCUCGCAGAGCUGCCGCUCGUGCUCAUUUUCUUGCCAUAAACAAAGGUGCUGGACAGUUCUAUCUGAGCUUCGAUACAAGGUAGCUUACAAUCCGAAUACCUAUUUCCUGAAUUGGAAGCAAUGCAACGUACAGCAAGAAAAGCCGUUGAGGAUGCAUUACAAUACAUCAAAAUGUAUGUAGCAGGAGUUUGAACCAAAACUGCCAAGGGAUAUUAUAAAAAUGUCGAGGAAGAAGUCAUUCGACUUCAGAGCAAGGUUUGGAGCAAUUUAUAGUGCUUCUAAAACUAAAGAGGGCCUUUUAAAGAAUAGCACGAUAGGCAAUCGCCUUUUGUUUUCAGAAUUGGCAAACAUUGAAUUCACUUGUCCCGAAAAUUCGAACUGGUGGCUCCUUCUACCUGAUAGUAAUUUAUUUUUAAAAUUCUAAAACAAUUUUACAGCUGAAUUUUGAGCGACUUUUAGUUACGGACUUCUGCUCCAACGAUUUUUCUGAAAUUUUUUUGGCAUAUUUAUUAUAUCAAUGAAAGCCGAUACCAGAAAUUUCAGUAAAAAAUAUCAGCAUUUUUUUCUAGACGCGAUUUUCUUUGAACAGUAGGGUCCUUUAAAGCGCUAAUUUCUCAAGAAAUAUUUACCAUCAAUGAAAUCGGAAAAUUUCACAUUAUUACCGAAUGACUUCUGGUGUUCUUCGCAAAGUUUCGCAGCCAUCGCGUUAAAAACGAAAAAGCUAUGACGGAAAUUUAUCACAGCUAAAUGCUCUAGUAUUAAUUACAGAGCCACCUUAAGGCAAGCGAUUAAAAAUUUAUAGACAACCUUAUUUUUGUUUUUUUUUAAUUUACCAUCUAAUUCGUACGGGAAUGAAAUAAAUAAAACAUUAUUCCUUAUAGCUUUCCAGUUACAGAUGUCGUGAUAUUGUCAUUUUAUCCUUUCCUGUUGUUGACAUUAAUUAACAGUGAUUUAGAGCAUAAGUAAAACCUUUGUUAUCGUUUAUUUAUUAUUAUUGUUAUUUUUUUUUUUGAUGAUAGGUUACCAAAGAUCUAAAUUGCGCACAUUCCUUGCUUUUUGGUAUCACUGAAGUAAGAGUUAAAAUCCACGGGUGGAGCUUCUUUUUAUGGAAAUCUAUUCCAAACACCCUAAAAAUUUUUAGCUAUGUGUUUGUUAGUUGGAAUAAUUUGCAUGUUUUGUUUUCUAUGGAAACAUCAACCUUAAAUAACCUGUUUUUUCCUCACAACUGAGUUUGUGUUAAAGUAAAACAUUUUUUUGCAAAUAAGUAUUCAUCCCUUCAUUUUCUGCUUUUAUUUUUCAACUGAUGAAAAUAAGACGUGAAUCUUCUUUAAAAACAAAAUGAUGCACUCUUGUGACCUUUCAUCAUUAAUUUCUUUCUUUUUUUACCAUCAGAUAUUUUUAUUGCUAUUUUGGGUAAUGCCAUGUAACUCAAAGGAAGUACCUAAUAAAUUGUUGUUGUUGUUGUUGUUGUUGUUUAGACCACCAUGGCCAAAACGUGAAGUAUUCAUCUGGAAAAAAUUUCAUGAGACUCCUUUACUAAAAGAGGUUCUGUUGGAAGAACCGUAUAAGUUUAAUCCUGGAACAAAACAGAGAGGGACUGCUUGGUCUCAUAUACUAGACACCUUGAAUAAACAGGAAAUGAAGGUAACACAAAGGUCGGUGCGAGAAAAGUUCGACAAGCUCUAUCAAGAGUUCAAAGAAAGGGGAAAAAAUGAGAUAAUGGCUAGUGGUGCUGAAGUUGAAUAUGAUGAAAAUCAUCGAAGCAUUAACAGAAAUUCAUGAGAGGAUGACAUAAUGUGAAGAGGUGCGACAAACAAAAGAAACUACUGAGAAAGUAACAGCAGUGGAAAUGAGAAAGACAGCAACUGAAAAGUUGAGUGCUACCAAUAGACGAAAUAGAGAUGCAGAUGAUGGUGAUGAAUCAGAAGAGGAAUCACCAAAGAAGAAGCAAAGCCAUACAAACUUACUGGAAAUGAUGCAGCAGAGUAUAGCCAUGAAGAAAACUGAACAGCAGGAGCACUGGAAAAUUAGACAAAGAGAGCUUGAUCUAAGGCCUCAUCAGAAUUACAACAACAGCAACAAUUUCCAAAAAGUUGUUUUGCAACAUCAGCAGCAAUUUCAGCAGGAGCAACAAGCCAUGAAAAAUGCACCAAAAUAA
Messenger RNA from Porites lobata, 4400 nucleotides. The record is from the annotation of a GenBank genome assembly. Lineage: Eukaryota; Metazoa; Cnidaria; Anthozoa; Scleractinia; Poritidae.